Molecule: messenger RNA, 9877 nt
Organism: Nanorana parkeri
Lineage: Eukaryota; Metazoa; Chordata; Amphibia; Anura; Dicroglossidae
Gene: UNC80
Product: unc-80 homolog, NALCN activator
Exons: 63
Coding region: 44-9847 (3267 amino acids)
Biological process (GO): monoatomic cation homeostasis
Cellular component (GO): cation channel complex; axon
Molecular function (GO): monoatomic cation channel activity
Source: RefSeq, a predicted model, not a curated record
UGAGAGCAGCAGCGGGGAGACGAGGCUGGUACAGGCUGCCAUCAUGGUGAAAAGGAAGAGCUCAGAGGGGCAAGAACAGGAGAGACUCCGCGGGAUCCCUCUGCCCAUUCAGAUCUUCCUUUGGAGGCAAACUAGUGCAUUUCUGAGACCCAAGCUUGGCAAGCAGUAUGAAGCAUCUUGUGUGUCGUUUGAAAGGGUUUUGGUGGAAAACAAGUUGCAUGGCCUUUCUCCUGCCCUCUCGGAAGCUAUCCAGAGCAUCUCCAGAUGGGAAUUAGUCCAGGCUGCUCUUCCUCAUGUUUUACAUUGUACAGCAACACUACUCUCCAACAGAAACAAAUUAGGCCACCAGGAUAAGCUUGGGGUGGCAGAAACUAAGCUGCUCCAUACCCUCCAUUGGAUGCUUCUUGAAGCUCCCCAGGACUGUAGUAAUGACAGGUUUAGCACUGACCGAAGCUCUAGCUGGGGUGCUGGUAGUAGUGCUUUUAUCCAUCAUGAAAACCAAGGCUCCCCAGGACAGUUCAGGCAUAGUAAUGCCAAUGAAGAGGAUGAGAACAAUCGAAGGAAGUUCCUACAGAAUUCUAUGGCCACAGUGGAGCUCUUUGUGUUCCUUUUUGCUCCUCUAGUCCACAGAAUUAAAGAAUCAGAUCUGACUUUUCGUCUGGCAAGUGGUCUUUGCAUCUGGCAGCCAAUGUGGGAACACAGACAUCCUGAGGUUUCUGCCUUUACAGCACUGGUAAAACCUAUACGUAACAUCAUAACAGCAAAACGAAGUUCACCAUGCAACAGUCAGAACCAAAUGGUGGAUUCACCGAAGCAGGAUGCAGGAUCCACAAAGGGAUAUGAGGUUGUGUCUGAAGUAAGUCAGCCAGACUCCAUAUCACCCAGUCCACGACCUACUGCAUCCAGCUGUCAGAGGGCUAACUCUUUUGAUGGUUGUGCCACCUGCCAAACACCGCAGGAGAGAGGGCCUCCUCCACUUCCAAGACCAUCUUUGGUGAUUCCACCAUGCCAAAAAUCCCGUUAUGCCACAUACUUUGAUGUAGCAGUAUUACGAUGUCUGCUCCAACCUCAUUGGUCAGAGGAGGGGACACAGUGGUCACUCAUGUAUUACCUCAAUCGACUCAGGCACAUGCUGGAGGAGAAACCAGAGAAGUCACCUGAGCCUGAGGAGCCCCCAAAUCCACGUCCUCGCAGUAGCUCCAUGGUGGCUGCUGCUCCUUCUCUUGUCAACACCCAUAAAACCCAGGAUAUGACGAAAUGUAAUGAAGAAGACAGAUCAUUGGGUACAGAACCAUAUGCCAAAGUAUCGCUGACUAAUCUCCGAAGACCAGCAAUACCAGAUCUGUCCUCUGAUCUUGGGAUCAACAUCUUCAAGAAGUUUAAGAGCCGGAGAGAAGAUAGAGAACGAAAAGGAUCCAUACCAUACCACCAUCAAGGGAAGAAACGACAGCGCAGAAUGGGGGUGCCGUUCCUACUUCAUGAGGAUCACUUGGAUGUAUCCCCAACCCGCAGUACGUUUUCCUUUGGGAGUUUUUCUGGUAUUGGAGAGGACAGGCGCACUAUUGAGAAAGGGGGCUGGCAAACCACAAUAUUAGGUAAAUUCACCAGACGUGGGAGCUCUGAAACAGCUACAGAGAUGGAAAGUUUGAGCGCAAGACAUUCCCACUCCCAUCAUACAUUGUUAAGUGACAUUCCUGACCAUUCUAACAGUCAUGGAGAGAACACCAAUAAAGAGGUGAGAUCCCAGAUUUCCACCAUAACUGUGGCCACAUUCAACACCACACUGGCUUCUUUUAAUGUGGGCUAUGCUGACUUCUUCACUGAGCAUAUGAGAAAACUCUGCAAUCAAGUGCCCAUCCCCGAGAUUCCACAUGAACCUCUUGCAUGUGCCAAUCUGCCCCGUAGUCUUACUGAUUCCUGUAUAAACUACAGCAGCCUUGAAGACACAGAUCACAUAGAUGGCACCAACAACUUUGUCCACAAAAAUGGAAUGCUGGAUCUAGCUGUUGUUCUUAAAGCAGUGUACCUUGUUUUGAACCAUGAUAUCAGCUCUCGUAUCUGUGAUGUAGCCCUAAAUAUUGUAGACUGCCUGCUGCAACUUGGGGUAGUGCCAUGUGUGGAGAAAAAGAGGAAGAAGAGUGAAAACAAGGAAAAUGAUUCAAGUACUGGGUCAGGAUCUACAUCGCUUGCUGCAGAAAAGAGACAAAGUGAUGGAAACUUCCAGAUGAAAGCAGCAGCCCGUGGAUCUACCUGUGGUUUUGGGGGCCCAUCAACUGGUGGUGGGGGAGCAGGUAGUGGAGCAGGAGGAGGUGGUGGUGGUGGAGGAGGAGGUGGCGGGGAUGAUGGAAGUGGUGAAGAUCGAUAUUUUGAAAAGAAUGAGAAAAGCGAUGAAAAGGAUGAGAACGAUCCAGUCACUACUCACAAGUUGGCACUCACCAUGCUGAUUAAACUGGUGAAAUCACUGGGCUGUGCAUAUGGAUGUGGCGAGGGACAUCGAGGGUUAUCUGGAGAUCGCCUUAGGAACCAGGUACAUCUAAAUGCAUUUUGUAUUACUUUGCAGGCACAAGGCUGUCUUACCAAACUAUAUAAAUUAGACAAAGUCCAGUUUCGGCAAACAAUGAAAGACUAUGUAAACAAGGACUCGUUAAAUAAUGUAGUGGACUUUCUUCAUGCCCUUCUGGGAUUUUGCAUGGAGCCUGUUACCGAUAACAGAGCUGGGUUUGGGAAUAAUUUUGCCACAAUGGACAACAAGUCAACAGGUCAGGGUGUGGAGGGGAUCAUUGUGAGUUCAAUGUUUAAGUCUCUAAUCACACGCUGUGCUUCUACAACUCAUGAACUGCACAGUGCUGAGAACCUGGGUUUGUAUUGUGAUAUUCGACAACUAGUUCAAUUUAUCAAAGAAGCUCAUGGCAAUGUGUUUCGCCGCGUGGCCCUCAGCGCCUUGCUGGAUAGUGCCGAGAAGCUAACACCAGGGAGGAAAUCUGUUGAUUCACAAGAACCAAGACCUUCAGGAAGCAAAAGACCAGAAGAAGGGAGCGCUCCUGAAAAGGGUCGGGUGUCCUAUGCGCCCGAGGAGUGCCGAAGUUACAUCUCUAGCCACCCCCCACAGACUCCAGAGCAUGAUGAACAAAUGCAGGGGGCAGGGCUGGGCCGAAAGGAUUUUUGGCGCAAGAUGUUCAAAUCACAGAGCGCAGCCAGUGACACCAGCAGCCAGUCAGAACCAGACACUUCGGAGUGCACUACAGCUCAUUCUGGAAAUACCAAUGAGAGACGCUCAAGGUCCAGGUCUCGCAGGAUAUCCCUCCGCAAAAAGCUGAGGUUGCCUCUAGGCAACUGGUUAAAGCGCUCCUCACUUUCUGGGCUGACUGACAAUGUUGAAGAUCUUCUGGACAUAAGCUCUGUAGAUCGGCUUUCAUUUAUCAGACAGAGCUCUAAGGUGAAAUUUACUAGUGCUGUAAAGCUAUCAGAAGCCGGGCCAGGACCAGGAAUGGAUGGCGGGCGAGAUGAAGAAGAAAAUUUUUUCAAGCGUCUUGGAUGUCACAGCUAUGAUGACCAUGGCAUAUCUCAUCAGGAGGCUGGGAAAAAUAAAAAUGUGGUCAAUCUGGGAGCCAUAAGACAAGGCAUGAAGCGAUUCCAGUUCCUCCUCAAUUGCUGUGAACCAGGGACUAUUCCUGAUGCCUCCAUUUUGGCUGCAGCCUUAGAUCUGGAGGCUCCUGUGGUGGCCAGAGCUGCUCUCUUCCUGGAGUGUGCACGUUUUGUGCAUCGAUGUAAUCGUGGAAAUUGGCCAGAAUGGAUGAAAGGACAUCAUGUUAACAUUGCCAAAAAGGGCCUUUCUCGUGGUCGAUCCCCUAUAGUGGGAAACAAACGCAAUCAGAAGCUGCAAUGGAAUGCAGCCAAGCUCUUCUACCAGUGGGGAGAUGUAAUAGGUGCCCGUCUCAAUGAGGUUUGUCACAGCGAAAGUGAAAGUCCAUCCAAUCUGAUAGGUCUUAUCUAUGAUGAAGAAACCAAGAGAAGGCUGAGGAAAGAGGAUGAGGAAGAAGACUUUUUAGAUGACAGUUCCGUAAACCCUACAAAGUGCGGCUGUCCUUUUGCUCUGAAGAUGUCUGCAUGUCAGCUGCUCCUGGAGAUCACCACUUUCUUAAGGGAAACAUUCCCAUGCCUGCCCAGGCCUAGGACUGAGCCUCUUGUGGAUAUGGAGACUUGUCGACUACGCCUGGAUCCAGAGAUGGACCGGCACAGGUAUGAAAGGAAAAUAAGUUUUGCUGGGAUCCUUGAUGAGAACGAAGAUUCAAAAGACUCCCUGCACAGUAGCAGUCACACAUUGAAGUCAGACACAGGAUACGAGGAAAAGAAAGAAGGAAGCCCGUGGAGCACUAGUGAACCCAGUAUUGAGCCAGAUGGUGGCAACACUGAAGAAAGCUAUCACCGUAACAUGUCUUGGUUGCACGUUAUGAUCCUUUUGUGCAAUCAACAAAGCUUCAUUUGCACCCACGUGGACUAUUGCCACCCACACUGCUACCUUCAUCACAGUCGCUCAUGUUCUCGGCUGGUCAGAGCUCUCAAGUUGCUCUAUGGAGACACAGUGGAUUCGCUCAAAGAAGAUAACCUGGGUUGUGGCUCUGGUGUUAGAGGCAAAAAAGUUAAAGAGUGCUCAGAUAAAUCUUGCCUGCGGACCCCAUCACUGAAGAAGAGAGUUACUGAAGCUAAUCUAGAAGGAAAGAAGGACAGCGCCAUGUUGAAAUAUAUAAGGCACCAGGUUAUGAGUAUGUCCCCAGCUCCCCUGUCAUUGCUAAUUAAAGCAGCUCCCAUCUUAACAGAGGAAAUGUAUAGUGACAUACAACCAGCAGCUUGGGAGCUGCUUCUAAGUGUAGAUGAACACAUGGCAGGAGCAGCAGCUGCUAUGUUCCUGCUUUGUGCUGUCAAGGUACCAGAUGCAGUCUCUGAGAUGUUAACAUCGGAAUUUCAGCACCCAGAAGCAGGGCAGAGGCUGAAUGCUAUUUUAAAAUUCCACACACUCUGGCGGUUCAGAUAUCAAGUCUGGCCAAGAAUGGAAGAGGGAGCCCAACAGAUCUAUAAGAUCCCUCCUCCCAGCAUAAACUUUACUUUACCCUCUCCCAUCUUGGGUAUGCCAUCAGUACCCAUGUUUGAUCCGCCAUGGGUUCCACAGAGUAGUGGAAGCGUACAGGACCCAAUUAGUGAGGACCAGUCUAAAUCAUUCUCUGCUCGUGCUGUGUCCCGAUCCCACCAGAGGGCUGAACAUAUUCUGAAGAACCUCCAGCAGGAAGAAGAGAAGAAGCGGUUGGGGAGGGAGGCCAGUUUGAUCACUGCAAUACCGGUCACACAGGAGGCUUGCUAUGAACCAACAUGUUCUCCUAACUCAGAACAGGAGGAGGAAGUAGAAGAAGCCGCUAACCUGAAUUCCCGUCGCCUAUCAGUGAGUCCAUCCUGCACUUCAAGCACAUCUCACCGUAACUACUCUUUCCGCCGUGGCUCUGUGUGGUCAAUACGCUCUGCAGCCAGUGCUGAAGAUGAGGAGCAUGGUACAGAGCAUACCGGAAACCAUCAUGUGUCUCAGCCACCACAGCCUGUGUUCCCAGCAUGCAUCUGUGCUGCUGUCCUGCCAAUUGUUCACCUUAUGGAGGAUGGAGAUGUUCGUGAAGAUGGUGUGGCAGUAAGUGCAGUAGCCCAACAAGUGCUCUGGAACUGUUUGAUUGAGGACCCAUCUACUGUGCUAAGACACUUCCUUGAGAAACUCACCAUCAGCAACCGACAGGAUGAACUAAUUUACAUGUUGAGGAAGUUGCUUCUGAACAUUGGGGAUUUUCCUGCACAAACAUCACACAUAUUGUUCAACUACCUGGUGGGCCUUAUUAUGUACUUUGUGCGCACACCAUGUGAGUGGGGCAUGGAUGCCAUUUCAGCCACACUUACCUUCUUGUGGGAAGUGGUAGGAUACGUGGAAGGUCUUUUCUUUAAAGACUUGAAGCAAACAAUGAAGAAAGAGCAAUGUGAGGUGAAGCUGUUAGUAACAGCAUCCAUGCCAGGAACAAAGACACUGGUGGUUCAUGGCCAGAAUGAGUGUGAUAUUCCAACCCAAUUGCCAGUGCAUGAGGACACACAAUUUGAAGCACUGUUAAAGGAAUGUCUAGAGUUUUUUAACAUAGCAGAUUCACAGGCUGCAAAUUACUUUCUCAUGGAUAAACGAUGGAAUCUGACUCAUUAUAAUAAGACCUACGUACGUGACAUUUAUCCCUUUCGGAGGUCGGUUUCACCACAACUUAACCUGGUACACAUGCCCCCUGAGAAAGGGCAAGAGCUGAUUCAGAAGCAGGUGUUUACUAGAAAACUAGAGGAAGUUGGAAGAGUUCUAUUCCUAAUAUCCCUGACCCAAAAGAUCCCUCCUGCGCAUAAACAGUCCCAUGUAUCCAUGCUGCAAGAAGAUCUUUUACGUCUGCCUUCAUUUCCAAGAAGUGCCAUUGAUGCAGAGUUCUCACUUUUUAGUGAUCCACAAGGUGGCAAAGAACUGUUUGGCUUGGACACGUUACAUAAAAGCCUGUGGAUAAAGCUGCUGGAGGAGAUGUUCUUGGGUAUGCCCAGUGAAUACCCUUGGGGAGAUGAGAUAAUGCUUUUCCUUAAUGUCUUCAAUGGAGCUCUGAUUCUUCAUCCAGAGGACAGUGCCCUUCUUAGGCAAUAUGCAGCUACUUGUAUCAGCACAGCUGUACAUUUCAACCAUCUCUUUUCAUUGAGUGGGUACCAAUGGAUUCUGCCCACUAUGCUUCAGGUAUAUGCUGACUAUGAGAGUAACCCUCAACUUCGCAAAGCCAUUGAGUUCACCUGCAGACAGUUCUACGUACUGCAUCGAAAGCCAUUCGUGCUCCAGCUAUUUGCCAGUGUUGCUCCUCUGCUUGAUCUUCCGGAUGGUGUAAGCAGCAGCUCCUCUACUAAGGGUGUGUCUUCUCAGUGCUUGUUUGACCUUCUUCAGUCUUUGGAGGGAGAAACCGCUGAUAAUCUCGAUAUCCUCGAGCUGGUAAAAGCAGAACGUCCCCUGAAAUCAUUAGAUUUCUGUUAUGGCAAUGAAGACAUGGCAUUCUCCAUCAGCGAGUGCAUAAAACUGUGUGUGACAGUAGUAGCCUAUGCUCCAGAAUCAUUCCGCAGCCUCCAGAUGCUGAUGGUGCUGGAAGCUCUGGUUCCCUGCUUUUUGCAAAAGUUGAAACGGCAGACAACACAGCUGGAGACAGUGUCAGCGGCUCGUGAAGAAAUUGCUGCCACUGCUGCUUUGGCCACAUCACUUCAGGCUCUUCUUUAUAGUGUUGAAGCCCUAACAAGGCCCAUGACUGCACCCCAGAUGAGCCGAGGUGAUCAAGGCCACAAAGGAGCCACAACAGCUAAUCACACUAUGUCAGCUGGGGUCAACAUGAGGUAUUCGUUUUUAUUUGCCAGGGAUAAUCUUCACCUGCUGGAAGAAGGUCAGGGGUUACCCAGGGAAGAACUGGAUGAGCGGAUUGCUCGAGAAGAGUUUCGGAGGCCACGAGAAUCUCUGCUCAACAUCUGCACAGAGUUCUACAAACACUGUGGUCCUAGGCUGAAGAUUCUGCAAAACGUGGCUGGAGAGCCACGUGUCACUUCUCUGGAACUCCUGGAUGUCAAGUCACAUAUGAGGUUGGCAGAAAUUGCGCAUUCACUCCUAAAACUGGCACCUUAUGACACCCAGACUAUGGAGAGCAAGGGGCUCAAGCGUUACAUCAUGGAGAUGUUGCCCAUCACAGACUGGACAGCAGAAGCAGUGCGACCAGCCCUUAUCCUUAUCUUAAAGAGACUGGAUCGUAUGUUCAAUAAAAUACACAAAAUGCCAACUUUAAGGCGACAGGUUGAGUGGGAGCCUGCCAGCAAUUUGAUAGAAGGGGUUUGUUUGACACUUCAGAGGCAGCCAAUCAUAUCCUUCCUGCCUCACCUUAGGUCACUGAUCAAUGUGUGUGUAAAUUUGGUAAUGGGUGUUGUGGGGCCCUCUAGUGUUGCAGAUGGGUUACCUCUCCUCCAUCUCAGUCCAUACCUAUCCCCUCCUCUACCCUUCAGUACAGCAGUUGUCAGACUAGUAGCACUGCAGAUACAGGCUUUAAAAGAAGAUUUCCCCUUGAGUCAUGUGAUCUCACCUUUCACUAACUUGGAAAGACGAGAGGGAAUGCUUCUCAACCUGCUCAUUCCUUUUGUGUUGACAGUUGGAUCUGGAAGCAAAGAUAGUCCCUGUCUGGAGCCGCCUGAAGUCUACUUGCUGCUGCAAACUGUGAUAAAUAUUCUUCUGCCUCCACGAAUCAUAAGCACUUCCCGUAGCAAGAACUUCAUGCUGGAGAGUUCACCUGCACACUGUUCUACCCCUGGUGAUGCUGGGAAAGAUCUACGAAGGGAAGGACUUGCAGAUUCUACCAGUCAAGCUGCUUAUCUUGCUCUGAAGGUUAUUUUGGUCUGCUUUGAACGCCAAUUGGGAAGUGAAUGGUAUCAACUUAGUCUGCAAGUUAAAGAGAUGGCGUUGAGGAAAGUGGGGGGAUUGGCUCUUUGGGACUUCCUCGAUUUCAUUGUAAGAACUCGGAUCCCAAUAUUUGUUCUUCUUAGACCGUUCAUUCAGUGUAAGUUGCUAGCACAGCCAGCAGAGACUCAGGAAGAGCUAAGUGCACGGCAGCACAUAGCAGACCAGCUGGAGAGGCGUUUCAUCCCAAGACCUCUGUGCAAGAACUCCCUUAUUAAUGAGUUUAAUAAUGAGUUGAAGAUCCUAAAGGAGGCAGUUCACAGUGGGUCAGCAUAUCAAGGGAAGACAUCCAUCAGCACAGCUGGAACCUCCACCUCUGCUUACCGCUUGAGUUUGGCCACAAUGUCUCGCUCUAACACGGGAACUGGAACAGUGUGGGAACAGGACAGCGAACAUUCCCAGCAAGCCUCACAAGACACACUCAGUCGCACUGACGAGGAGGAGGAAGAAAAUGACUCUGUGAGCAUGCCCAGUGUGGUAAGUGAACAGGAUGCGUACCUCUUGAGUGCCAUUGGUAGAAGACGUUUCUCCAGUCAGACAUCCAGCAUGUCUGUUCCACAGGCUGAGGGUGGCAUGCUUCCCAGCCAAAGCGAACCUAAUGUUCUUGAUGACUCCCAUGGGCGUGAUGGCAAGAUCAGCCUGUCUAGGGUAGCAAGUGUGCAGAGUGAACCUGGUCACCAGAACCUUCUCCUUCAGCCACCAUUGGGGAGAAAGAAAGGACUGAGGCAGCUACGAAGGCCUUUACUUUCACGUCAGAAAACGCAAACUGAACCAAGAAGUCGCCAUGGGGCUAGGCUCUCAACAACUCGCAGGAGCAUACAACCCCGAGCCAAGCAGAUAAGGGAAGAAGAUCAAAAAGCAGCAGAUCAGAAGAGAUCUGUAACCUUUACUGAGACACAGCCUCAGCCCUCCACAUCUCAUGCUGAGGUGCCGCCGAUUGCUCCACGCUCCGGCUGCAGCCCUGCAUCCUCCAUCAAACAGGCAUCUGCAGAGAGCCCUGUACUCACCUCGUCACCAUCCAUUACUGUAGCUGACCUUCACAGCCAGACUGACAGCCAGAGAAGGGGCCACUUCCUGGGGAAGGAGGACUCAGAAUCCAGUCGGGGAGCAGCAGCCCCACUUCUCCACAGCUCACCAACCUCCCAUCUUUCGGAUCCUGAAGACUUUGCUGGACUAGAAACCAGCAGCCUUCUUCAGUACUCAGAUACUGUCCUUCAUAUCAGUGAGGACAAUGGAAUGGAGAACCCGCUGGUGUCAGGACACUUUCAUUUUACACAGAUUGAGCUGGGGGAGACAGACAUUGACUUGGAUGAAUCUCAUGUUUAGUCUUGAGAUGUUGUUCUCACCCAUGCCUGU